AUGAAACUGUAUUUGGCUUUAUUCUGUGUUUGCUUUUUAGCAGCAACGAUGGUCGAGGGGGCUUCCGAGAUUCCAGAAAAGUUCUUCGGAAAGUAUGAUUUGGAUAAGAGUGAGAACUUUGACGAGUUCCUUGCUGCCAAAGGAGUUAAUUGGCUUGUGAGACAGAUGAUAAAGUUGGCCAAAGUCACCAAGGUUCUUGCCAAGAAUCCAGAAUCGGGAUACAACAUGGAAAACCUCACGUCCAAGAGAAACACGCAAUACCACGGAUGGCAGCUAGGAAAGACUUUCGAGGACGAUGGACUUGACGGAGAAAAACACAAGAUCACAUUCGACUUCAAAGAUGGUGUCCUCUCGGAGCACCACAUCCGUCUCAACGACCCCGACAACAGCGCCGAGACCUACUACUAUACCAUUGAGAAUGAUCAGCUUGUGAUGAAAAUGGUCAACAAUGGAAUCACGUGCCGUCGUUGGUUCAAGAGAUCC
This is a messenger RNA of Caenorhabditis briggsae, 483 nucleotides long. It is a transcript of the gene Cbr-lbp-3, whose product is annotated as Protein CBR-LBP-3. NCBI's taxonomy places the organism in Eukaryota, Metazoa, Nematoda, Chromadorea, Rhabditida, Rhabditidae. Gene Ontology annotation, molecular function: lipid binding. The transcript has 5 exons. The annotation marks the transcript as partial. The record is from RefSeq and is a predicted model, not a curated record.